AUGGCGGAUAUUAAAAAUAUAAUCAUAAUUGGUAAAGUAGGGAGUGGCAAAUCGGCUUUGGCGAAUGCGUUAAGCAAUUCUGAUGAGUUUAAAGAAGAAACAGUAGAUAAGGAAUUUGAAAGCGAAAAGAUAAAGUAUCGAGUAAUUGAUGCGGUCGGCUUAGGAGAUAUAAAAUUAACCAAAGAAAAAUUAUUAGAAAAAUUUGAAGAAGAAAUUGGUACUUAUAUUGAUGAAGAUGUAAGCCAAAUCUUUUUGACAAUAGAAGGGAAAUUCUCUGAAUCCGAAAAGUCUUUAAACGAAUUUCUUUGGCUAAAUGAAUAUCUUUUUGAUAACAAAGUGCUGGAUUAUACUACCAUCAUAAGAACUAAUUUUCCUAAUUUUAGAAACAAAGAAAAUUGUGAAAAGGAUAUAAAAGAGUUAAUUAAUUUCUUUAAUGAUAACGGCAAGGAAAACUAUGCAGAAUUAAAUGAAAAAGUUCUUAAAAAAGAAAAAAUUGUUCAUGUUGAUAAUCCGCCGUUUAAUGAAAAUCUUAGAAAAAAAUCCAACAAAAAAUUAUUAGACUACUUGAAAAAGUGUAGCGACGGAGAGCCUUAUAGAUCAAAUUUGAGCAAAUGGUUAACUGAAAAAUACCCUGAAAACGAAAGAGAAAAUAAAACUGUAUUGGAUAUCAGUGGCCAAAAGUUAAAAGGAAGAUUAAAUUUAAAAGGAUUUGCUAAUUUAAGAAGAUUAAAUUGUGCUGGUAAUCAGUUGACUAGUAUGGAUUUGAGUGGUUGUAAAAAAUUAGUCGAACUUAAUUGUGCUGAUAAUAAAUUCGCCAGUUUAAAUUUCCUUAAAUCGGUAAGUUCGGAUAAUUUAUUAGAACAAUUGAAUAUUAGCAAUUGUUGUUCUUUAAAAGGAGAUUUGCAAUCUUUAAAAAAUUUAACCAAAUUAGAAACAUUAUUUAUCACCAAUACUAAUCUUGAUGGAGAUUUAGAAUGA
This is a messenger RNA of Racocetra fulgida, 978 nucleotides long. The record is from the annotation of a GenBank genome assembly. NCBI's taxonomy places the organism in Eukaryota, Fungi, Glomeromycota, Glomeromycetes, Diversisporales, Gigasporaceae.